AUGGUAGAAGAUUCUGGGUUGUGGGAUGUUAUAUGUGAUGGUCCUUAUGUCCCAACGAAGAAGGUCGGAGAUCCUCUAGAGACGAUGCUAAAGACCAUAAAGGAAUACAACGAUGCAGACAGGAAAGAUGUGGAGAAAAAUUUUCCUGCCAAGAAAAUUUUGGUGUGUGCCAAAAGGAACCUGGUUCCUGACAAAUGCUUCAAAAGGAUGAAUGCCACUAACAACGUUGUGAAGCAAGCUCUUGCAGCAUGGGGAGAUUCCUCAAGUGAGUCUAAAGGAGAAACUGAUGCAGAGGAUAAAGAUGCCUUGACCUUAGAACUAGGAGAAGCUGAACAAACUAGAGAUGAUUUGGUAGUGUGUGUGGUUGAUUUGAAGGAAACUAUAGAUCAUCUGGAAAAUGAGAAGAAAGUUCUAACUGAGAGAAUCACUAGUGUAGAACAUGAAAGAGAUGAUCUGGUGGUAGUAGUAGUUGACUUGAAAGAAACCAUUGAGAACCUAAGUAAAGAAAAAGAUGCCCUAAUGGAGAGAGUGACUGCUGUUGAGCAGGAGAGAGAUAACUUCCUAAUAGUGAUUGUAGACUUGAGGGAAACUAUAGAGGAACUUGGAGCCGAGUGUAGGCCUGGAAAUUCUGAUAAAAUGAAAGAAGUAGCUAGUGAGGCACAUUUUAAGCUUGAAAACGAAUUAAAUGUUGUGAGAACUAGUUUGUGUGCUGAACUUGAGAAAAAUAGGCAGCUCCAAGCAGAACUGGAUAGAGUUCUCAACAAUGGAAAGGAUCAUCUUGGAAAAUUCAAUGCCAAAAGUGAUGAAGGAAUCUUCUUGGGAUAUUCCUCUCGAAGUAAAACCUACAAAGUGUACAAUAAGACAACUCAGUGUGUAGAGGAGAGUGUGCAUGUAAUCUUUGACGAGUCCUAUCCUUCCUGUGAGAGAAGUAACAAGGGUGAUCAAGAUGGAGAGCCCUUGUCAGUUCCAGGUGAAGUCAUAGAUAUGGCAAACGGAAAGACAGACUUGAUGAGUCAAGUGAAGAUAAUGAAGUUUCUUCAAUUGGAGAUGAACCAGGUGCCACAAUCACAACAACUGAAGCUGAAGAAAGAGUGGUUGAUGCAGUUCAAGGUACUCCACAGGUUGCUGAGAGGAGAACGCGAGAGUACCAAUCAGACUUACCAGCUCCUCUACGAAUGA
Nicotiana attenuata is the source of this 1179-nucleotide messenger RNA. RefSeq lists its product as uncharacterized. NCBI's taxonomy places the organism in Eukaryota, Viridiplantae, Streptophyta, Magnoliopsida, Solanales, Solanaceae. The transcript is spliced from 4 exons. Bases 1 to 1179 code for a protein of 392 amino acids. The record is from RefSeq and is a predicted model, not a curated record.